CUAACUGCCGCAAACGCCGUGCUGCCGUGUUGGGCUAAAGAUGGAGACUUGUCGUGAUUACACAUUCUGUUCGUGCUCGAGUUUUUGUUUCAUUUCAUAUGUUUUUUGAUCGAUUAUUAUUGUCUCUUCGCUUUUAACUUUCGUUUGAAUAUGUUUUUAAUGAAAUGCAAUCCAUUGCGAAUCAACUAAGUGUUUAUUUUUCCGUAAAUCAACGAAAAACAUAAGUUUCAUUGCUUCAAGAUUCCCGUGUAUACGUAACAACAGCUGAUUUUAUUGUCGUCGCUCUUCGUCAUCAUAUUCAACGCCUGUGAUCUACUUCUGUUAUUGUUUACACUCCAGACUCCAAUACAAUAUUGAAAUACAAUCGAGACAAUGAACAAUUGCACAGUUUGCGACGGCUGUUUCAGAAAUGACAAUCCGAAUAAAAUUAUUUGUGAUGGAAUUUGCCGUCAAUCUUUCCAUGCUGAAUGUGUUAAUUUCAAUAAGAAUGCGUUGAUGUGCUAUAGAGAAAUGCCAAAUCUUCAAUGGUUCUGCGAUGGCUGCAUCAUUCAAUCACGCUCGUCCAACGUUGUAUCUCCUCUGUCCACCAAAUUCAAUUCCACUGUCGCUAUUCCAACGUCAUCGCCAUCAUACGUCCAACGCUCACUCAUUGCAGCCAAACGAAAUCGAAAUCGACAUCCGUUUCUAAAUGAAAAACCGAAGAAAAAUUCCGUAUUUUUGGUAAACCGAUCGCCAACCGUCGAACGUGACGUUAGAAACGCCAUCGACUCAAUGAGUAGUUCCUCAUCAGUGAGACAUAUGCAGCCCGGAAAUCAUCUAGACGAAUCAUCUGCUGCGAAUGGAUCGGCUCCAUUGACUUCACCCGUAAUCACUAAAUCUGAUGUCGUUCAAUCUAAGCCCCAGCGUAAUUUAGCAGAUUUUGAAGAAACUCCCACUGAACCAUCCGAAUCUAAAACAGAACCUGAUAAUUCCAGUUCGUUUGCAGAGGUUCUAGCUAAAUCGUCAGUUGCUGAGCCAGUACCCGCUAACGCCAAACGUUCAACAACUCAACUGGAUAAAGCAAUUCAGUCACAGCUUAUGAUUCCGUCCGAUACGCAUAAGGUACUUUAUGUGUCGAAUUGUAAACCAUCUGUUACCGAAUUGGAAAUUGUCGAUUAUUUAUUGCGAGAGAACAUGAUAUCAUCGGCUGGAGAUGUGUCUUGUAAGAUAUUAGUUUCACCCUAUGUAAACAUGGACAGCGUCAGCUUCGUAUCGUUUAAAAUCACUGUUAAUUCUAAAAUAUUUCAUUCUCUACUUAACGAAGAACUGUGGCCCGAGGGCAUUACUGUUCGUGAAUUUGUAAACCGCUAAACAGCUAAUGUUGAUUUAAAUCUAUUUUUAUUGUAAGUAGUCAGGGGGCUUGACGGCCAUUGAUGAAAUUAAUAAAUAAAUAAAAAAAAAAUAAAUAAAAAAACUGUCCAGACAGUGAAUCUUCUAUCGGAUCACUGUCUUCAGUGAAAGUCUCGUCCAGAGUAGUUCUCCAGUGCCUCCAAAUGCUGGAAACCCUGUCUAGAGACAAUGAAGUCAUAUUGACCUGGGCCAGGCCAUUCCGGAGUGCUGGGUAACGAGAAAGCUGACGAACUAGCGAGAGACGGCAGCAGUUCAGAUUUCAUCGGACAACCUGCCGUGAGUAGGAAGCAAAUGGCUACUCGCACCUUAAAGGGGAAUCUGACAAAUUUUUGAACGGAGAAAUAGCACAAUGGGCCCAACAAGGACUGGCCUCAGUGUUUUCCAUUUGUGAAGUUUUAU
Messenger RNA from Bradysia coprophila, 1788 nucleotides. RefSeq lists its product as uncharacterized. Lineage: Eukaryota; Metazoa; Arthropoda; Insecta; Diptera; Sciaridae. The record is from RefSeq and is a predicted model, not a curated record.